AUGUCUGAAAUUCAAAGAUGGACGGUCAAUGAGCCCUAUCUCGACAUAGCGGGAACGCUGCUCGAGGGCCCAUUCCACGAUGUCGCCACCAACGAGUUCCGCUUUGUUGAUAUCUGGGACCACAAACUUUAUCGGCUCGACCUAGCCAAGGGCCCUGACUCGUUGACGGUAAUCGAUACGGAUGCAUCAAUCGGCGUCACCGCCAACAUCGCGGGCGAGGCCGAGAAGGAUCAGCUGAUUGUCGGGGCCAAGCAUGGAUUUGCCCGGCUGAACCAGACCACCGGGAAACUAUCCUACAUCGCCCAGCCCUGGGAGAAGGAUGCAUCAAAGCAGAAGUUACCCACCAAAUUCCCAGCAUCAGCUUCACGGCCAUUCCCGUUCCGUUCCCAUCCACUCACAAAGCAUGCCCGUCAUAGAAUGCGCUUCAACGACGGCGCCGUCGACAGCCACGGCCGCUUCUGGGCCGGCGCCAUGAACGACCCCAAGGUCCAAUCGCCGCAACCCGAAGGCACGCUUUUCCGUCUUGACCCCGACCUCACCCUGCACGAGAUGCUGGCCCCAGUAACCAUCCCCAACGGAAUGGGCUGGAACGCCGCCGACGACACCAUGUACUGGACCGACUCGCCGACCGGCAAGAUCUUCGCCUUUGACUUUGACGCCGCUACUGGCUCUAUUAGUAACCGCCGCGUGCACUUUGAUAUCGGCAACUCAUUGGAGCCAGAUGGUUUUGCUAUCGAUGUCGAGGGCUGCAUCUGGACUGCCAUUUAUGGGGGCGGUAAGGUUCUGCGUAUUUCGCCUGAGGGUCAAGUUAUCGGUCAGAUUGACCUGCCUACGCGCAAUCCGACGUGUCCAGCUUUCGUGGGGACGGAGUUGUUCAUUACUUCGGCCAAGGAUGAUCGUGAUGAUGAGAAGUUGCCGCAGUCGGUGCGGUAUGGAGGUCGGUUGUUUAGGGUUGAUGUUGGUGUUCGGGGAAAGCCGAAGAAUGAGUUUCGGUUUCAGCAGUAA
Messenger RNA from Penicillium cataractarum, 1005 nucleotides. RefSeq names its product SMP-30/gluconolactonase/LRE family protein. Bases 1 to 1005 code for a protein of 334 amino acids. NCBI's taxonomy places the organism in Eukaryota, Fungi, Ascomycota, Eurotiomycetes, Eurotiales, Aspergillaceae. The record is from RefSeq and is a predicted model, not a curated record. Gene Ontology annotation, molecular function: calcium ion binding; gluconolactonase activity. The transcript is spliced from 4 exons. Gene Ontology annotation, biological process: L-ascorbic acid biosynthetic process.